AUGUCCUUCCAAAACCAGUUCUCCCUGUCGCUCGAGCUGACCCGGCUGCUUCCUCUACAUGUGGUCGCUGAUAAAGCGACGGAAGCCGUGAUGAGGAUGGUGCGAGAACUCAACAAGUCUGGAUCUGAUGUCUUGGCGGAAGAAGAUCUACUACGCAUUUUCGGGUAUUGCAAGAUUGAAGAGCGGAUGGAGCGUCAGUUCAAAGAAAGCAUGAAAGGCGCGGCAAGCUCGCAACCUUUGUGUGAGAGGAUUCUCCUUCAGACAGGACCAGGUCCGACGGUGGUUCGAGCUCUACAACAGCGUGAGUACUUAAGACUAGUCAUUCAAUUCUCCCUCCUUACUUCGGUACAUGAGAAGUCUUCGCUCGCCACAGCAAUCAGACGUAUUUUCGACAAAGAUGCCGAGUGCGCACCAGCCGAUGUCAACAUACCGACUCCUGACGAGAACAGCAUUUUGGGAGUGUUGACAGCCUGCGAAGAACAGACAACUUCAUUCCAUUGGAGUUAUUACCUGGAGGCUGUGGCACGCCAUCUA
This is a messenger RNA of Aspergillus novofumigatus IBT 16806, 534 nucleotides long. RefSeq lists its product as uncharacterized. The record is from RefSeq and is a predicted model, not a curated record. The annotation marks the transcript as partial. The transcript has a single exon. Lineage: Eukaryota; Fungi; Ascomycota; Eurotiomycetes; Eurotiales; Aspergillaceae.